CCAUUUCAGUGGUACUGUCAGACUUGAAAACGGCAACCGACCAUGAAUUCGGAUCCAACUAGUAAUAACACUGGGAGCACAGAGGCUGUUGAAAUGAUACCAUCACCGUCUACGUCUAAACCAGUGGAUGAGGAAGCCUACCAGCCUACUUAUGCUGAGGCUUUCCCUCCAUUGCCAGCAUCAUUAGAGAAAUCAGAAACGACGACUUCAACCGUGACAACAACCUCACCACGUACAACUGCAGAAAUUGUUGGCCAUAUUGCUUAUCCUAAGAUGGCGCUUAGAUCAUCCAAUGUAACUCAGGUGUUUCAUGUUCCUUUGGAAGAGAGACGUUAUCGGGAUCUAACAUUAGAACAGCGAUUUGGUGAAACUGGUGAACAGUCUAACAAAAUAUGUUAUGACAUCAUGCUGAAGACAG
This is a messenger RNA of Saccoglossus kowalevskii, 418 nucleotides long. Its product is annotated as vigilin-like. Lineage: Eukaryota; Metazoa; Hemichordata; Enteropneusta; Harrimaniidae. The record is from RefSeq and is a predicted model, not a curated record. Gene Ontology annotation, molecular function: mRNA binding.